AAGGAAAGGGUGUCGCUGUAAAUGUGCAUACAAAUACGCAUAAGUGGUUAUAAAUAUAUCGAUACGCAUGCAUCAGAAGAGGCAGAGAGGUGGAGAAGACAACCCUUUCCAGCUUGAUUAGUGAACGUGUGCUCAUGUAUAACGAGUGAAUACACCGACACGUAAACAAUUAAGAUAUACCUACACAUUCCGACUAGUCACAUGUUUUCACAUUCAUUUACUGUUGUACCUAACACCAGAGUUGUAGUUUGGGGAGGCGUCUGCCAACGGAGGUGAAAGAUAAGGAAAUCCGGGAAGAUGCAUCUUUAUGUGCGAUGCAGAGUUGACAGUGCAUGCACAUAUAGAGACACAUACGGAUAUAGCAUUCCUGCAAACGGUUCGUACAGGCGUGUGAAAGAGUACUGCCAAUGCAUAUUACAACUGUAUAUGCACAAAUAUGUAGUGCACUGUGACUUGCAAGCCCCCACGCCGCCACUUCAAUCGAGCUCGUGGGUAUCUGCUGUGUUGGUUGCAGCCUGUGAACCCCCGCCAGCACCACAUGUGUAUGUGAACCUUUUGUACAAGCACGUCCUAAACGAGCCUUAUAACCCGCCGCCAUUCCUCGCCCGCCUCAUUCCGUGUCCUGACGCUUUUACCUUCUUGAAGAACACUGGACCUCUUCCAUGUUGCCCCUCUCCAUGGUCGAUCGAGAAUGCAGUCCUAGGGAGCAAAGCAGUGGCGUCGGUGAUUCGCAAAGACGCUAUACAAAUUAGCAAGCAAGGCAAGAGAAGACGAAAGAAUGGGAAAGCUGCAGCCGGAAGUCGAGGCGGAAGUCCGAGGAGACGCCCAGGACCUGUAUGAUAGAAUUGCGGGGACGAUCAGACCUCCGGCCGUCUACAUCCUAGGAGGGCUUCUUCACACUGCGUUUCUGCGGCUUUUCGACCGCAUUGUUGUUGAAAGCACAGAGGUCGAACGACUGAGAAAAACGGUGCAAGAGAGCCACGGCCCAGUUAUCCUCCUACCUACACACAGGUCUUACAUGGAUUCCCUCCUUCUAUUUUACAUGUGCCUCGGCAAUGGGAUGCCUCUCCCCUUCGUGGCGGCGGACGAAAAUUUGGCGCAAAUUGCGAUCAUAAAUCGACUUCUUCGAAACUCUGGAACCUUUUUUCUCAAAAAGCCCGUCAGCCUAUCAAAGAGCCAAACGAAGAGCCCGUCUUCCCGACUUUAUUAUACAGUGGUGCACCAGUAUAUUCAGGCAGUUGCAAAGCGUCACGGAUAUCUCGAGUUCUUUAUUGAGGGCGGACGAAGCAAAACAGGCUUGCUCUCUCGCCCACAAAAUGGUAUUCUCCGGUCAGUGCUGGACCUGUACUUCGACUUCGAACAGCCGAACGUCACUUUUGUUCCAAUCACAAUUUCGUACGACAAGGUUUUGGAAGCUGACUCAUUUCCGCAGGAGCUUUUAGGCGGCCACAGGAAGAAAGAAGACUUGCGUCGUGUCCUCAAUGUCAUUCGUUGCAUGUCGUGUUACGGCCAGGACUGUAAAAUCCAAGGCACAGAUAGCAAUGGCCUUCAACAGCGGUUCGGUCUCGGUUCCAAGCCCCUUGGCUCUGCGUACAUUAAAAUCGCCGAACCCACUACUUUCAAGUUGACUGCCGACUUCGCGGACCACCUGAUGGGCAACCUGUCUUCCAACCUUAUCGUAUCUCCGACUUCCCUGGUGGCCACUAUCCUCUGCAUGCAUCGCAAUGGCAUCCGCGAGGAGGAUCUGGAGGACCAGGUCCAGUGGUUGCGCGAUCAGGUACUUCUUCGCGGUGGACUUCUAUCCCCCGGCGUCGGUGGCCUGAUGUUUGAUAUGCGUCUCAUCGUUCAAGCAGCCCUGCAGACAUAUCUACGAGGCGUUGUUGCAAGCAGUGGGGGUGGCUGGUCUGUCAUUCAGAGUGUCGCCCCCGGUGCCGCUGGCGCGAACGGAGUCUCAGGAACCCCUUCAGUCGGCGACCUAACAAUGAAACGACCUUCUACCGUAGGAGGGACAGUUGUAGGGCCUCUCGGUGCCGAUGCGCCUCGCCUAGUUCUUGCUUACUACAGAAAUGAAUGCUGUCAUUUGUUCAUUCUUGAGGCUAUAGUAUGUGCUGCUCUGUUUGCUUUUGGUCAUGAGACAGCGUGGGAAGAAGGCGCUGACAGCACGGCUCUGACAGAAAAAGCAGUUUUUUUGAUGGAACUGCUCAAGGACCAUUUCGCUUUGAAAUCCCAGAUGAGAGAAGGCGAAAUUCUCAAGGUGAGCAGACAUAUCCGAAAAGCGAAUCCAGACAACUGA
Molecule: messenger RNA, 2293 nt
Organism: Toxoplasma gondii ME49
Lineage: Eukaryota; Apicomplexa; Conoidasida; Eucoccidiorida; Sarcocystidae
Product: acyltransferase domain-containing protein
Exons: 6
Coding region: 779-2293 (504 amino acids)
Cellular component (GO): mitochondrial membrane
Source: RefSeq, a predicted model, not a curated record